AAGGAGCUGAUCUUUAUCAGAGAGAAGAGGGAAAGAAGAGCGGAGGAAGCUCUGGCCCAACAGGUAGCGAACAGCGACCUACAGCUGCAGACAAACCUGUCAGUUUUUACACUUCAAGUGUUUGUUACCUGGGAAUCCACUUGGGUUUUUUGUUUUGUUUUGUUUUUUUUUGCUGUUUCUGCUGUUUUCUACACGCUGACCUCUGAGAAUAAGUGUGCAAUUCUCACCUUCAGAACACUCAAGCAUAUCAUCAUCCCAGUACGUGCUGCUCCAACACGGAGGUCACCAAUGGACCCGACCGCAGAUCUGCUCUCUGAUCCAGACCGAUGGCUCAGCGAAAGCCUCUGGUUCAACGCAACGGCUGCGAACGCCAGCGACGUUUACGUGCCUCUGAUGUCACCAGUGAUCAACAAAACCAUCAACAUAUCUUUGAUCCUUGUCUUAACCAUCGUCAUGGUUUCAAUGGGAUGCACCAUGGAGGUGUCCAAGAUCAAGCAUCACAUGAUGAAACCAAAGGGGGUGGCAAUAGCAGCACUGGCCCAGUAUGGUGUCAUGCCCCUCACAGCCUUUUGUUUAGCUAAGGCGUUCCAGCUGUCUGAAAUCAGAGCUGUGGUGGUUCUGAUCUGCGGCUGCUGUCCUGGAGGAAGCCUCUCCAACAUCCUGGCCCUGGCUAUACGGGGGGACAUGAACCUCAGCAUCGUGAUGACCUGCUGCUCCACGGUGCUGGCUCUGGGCAUGAUGCCUCUGCUGCUCUACGUCUACUGUCAGGGCUUCCCUGAGCUGCGGAACGCCGUGCCCUACGUGGAGAUCAUCGUAGCGCUGGUCAUGAUCCUCAUCCCCUGCGGCGUCGGCAUCCUCAUCAACUACUACAGGCCGCAGUAUUCCAAGACCAUCACAAAGGCAGGCAUCAUUAUACUGACGAUCGCUGUCUUGGGGAUCGCCACCCUCACCAGCAUCGGGGUUGGAGGCUCCAUCCUGAACGUGCUGGCUCCUCCCCUCAUGGCCGUCGGCGCUCUCAUGCCCUUGGUAGGCUACACCUUCGGAUACGUCAUCUCGGCGCUCUUCAGACUCAAGCGCUCGGAGUGCAGGACUGUUGCUAUGGAAACAGGCUGCCAGAACAUCCAGCUGUGCUCCACCAUCCUGAAGGUGGCCUUCCCCCAAGCGCUGAUUGGCCCUCUGUUCUUGUUCCCCAUUGUCUACGGGUCCAUCCAGCUGAUUGAGGCGGGGGUCCUCAUCGUGCUGUUCAGGGGUCACCAGUGGUUCACACGCAAAGAGAAAGAGACAUAUCAAAAAGCAGAAACAGGAGAAAAGACUGAAGACCCUCCUAAAGAGACACCAUGAAGGAUUGCAUCUCAAACGCCACCCAAUUAAUUUUUUUAUUUUUUUACCAGUCCUGCUAAGGCAAAAGGUCUGCAGUACUUGAAAUAAAAGGAAAAACUGACAGGCAGGGAUGGCCAUUUUGUGCCAAAACAUUUUUUGCAUUAUGAAUUGUGAGUUUACAAAGUGCAAUUUCAUUUGUCAAUGUUUUAUAUAAAGAACUAAUGAACACAAGUUGAUUUAGUUAAAACAGUUUUAUUUUUCAAGUCUUCCUACACCAUACAAAUGUCCAUCAUAUUUUUCCACUGAAAAUAAAAUUCCUAUAUACAAAAAAGUUUUUUUUUCCCAAACUCUUGUCUACACGUUCUUUUGUACCACAGUAACGAUCAGUCACAGUACCAACAGAUUCUUGGAAUUACUUUGCACACUUGUGUAAAAACAAAAGUCUGCAACACUGUACACAAAGAAAACCCUACACCAAAUAAGAAAAUUACAAUGCUAGAAUAAACUGCAUUCUGUGGGCAACACCAUUUUACAGUGUUGAAAUUAAAGUGUUGACCGUAUCUUUAGGAAAGCAUUACAUCUCCCAGCUAGCUGCAAGAAAAAAGGGACAAACUUAUUUACUGUACAGCUGUUCAACUGCAGGAACAACGUUGCGUAAUGUACAGUGUUCAUGACACCGGAGCUGCCAGUGCCACUUGUGAAGGUUGUUUCUAUUUGAGCUUAAAGCACAAAUAAAACAUUUCGAUGGUGAUAAGAGUAUAAUUUUGAUCAAACAAAAGCACAUGCAAGCAUUCUAAGUAAUAGAUAUCACGUACGCCGGCUGUGGUCAGUACGGUAUGUCAGAAAAUACAGGAAGAAGUGACUUGGAAAACAUGAGCGAUACGGACAAAGGUGGAAAAAGGUGAUUUAAAAAAUUCUCACUGACGAUAAAUGAAAGAAAGUGGUGGCAUGACUUAACAAAAGCAUCCAAAUACUGCGCAAAAAUACAGAUUCCCUCUUCUGCAAAGUGUAGAUAUCACUAACUUUGCAGGCUUAAGAUCAUUGAGACUUGGGCUUUUUUGUGAUUUUGUGAGAAGCAUCAUCGCUGCAGGACCAGUCUUGGACCUGCCGCUUCAAUAAAAGUAAUCAGAAGUGGAGUCACUGGGUGUAAACACACAUAACGAGUCUUGGCUCGAUGGGUAAUGAGUGGGAGGACACGAACAGCAUCACGAGUGCCUUCUCUUUAGUUAUUCAAUUUAUAAAUGCCCUAUUAUGAUGAUGAAAUAUUUGACCUGAUAUCAUUGUCCCCCAUCUGACAAUGUAUCUGCGCUUUUACGUGAAAAACUUGAUACUAAAGAAAACCACCCGGACAUGAAAAAACAAA
This is a messenger RNA of Acanthopagrus latus (yellowfin seabream), 2683 nucleotides long. It is a transcript of the gene slc10a1, whose product is annotated as solute carrier family 10 member 1. Gene Ontology annotation, molecular function: bile acid:sodium symporter activity. Lineage: Eukaryota; Metazoa; Chordata; Actinopteri; Spariformes; Sparidae. Gene Ontology annotation, cellular component: membrane. The coding region runs from base 289 to 1341 and encodes 350 amino acids. The record is from RefSeq and is a predicted model, not a curated record. Gene Ontology annotation, biological process: bile acid and bile salt transport. The transcript is spliced from 8 exons.